Messenger RNA from Symbiodinium pilosum, 1869 nucleotides. Lineage: Eukaryota; Dinophyceae; Suessiales; Symbiodiniaceae. The record is from the annotation of a GenBank genome assembly.
GGAGUCGACAUGGCCAGCAGCACAGGGAAGAUGGUGCUCCGCCUGGAGCUGGUAAAUCUUGAGAAGCCGCGGGAGGCCUUGCUGGAGGUGGACUCCUACCAGGGCGAGGUGACCCAGGAGGAAGAGCCCGAUGAGGUCGACCACCAGAGCGACACGCAAAGCUGGCACUGUCAUGGCUUCUCCUGGGGCAAGGGGAAAGGUGGCAAAGGCAAAUGCAAAGGCGGAAAAGGCAAGUUCGGUUGGCGUGGUGGCUGGGGCCACCAGGGCCAGGACCACCCCUGGUGGGCCUGGCGCGCCCACCGCCACUGGUCCAACGGCGAGCAAACGGAGUCCUGCCAGCAGGAGCAUCCGUGGUGGGCUUGGCACGCCCAGCAUUGGUCCUGUGAUGAGCCAGCAGAAUCCGUGGCAGCGGCAUUGUCCCCGCAGGCCUUGGCCAGUGCCGUGGUCUGCGCCCUUCCCCGCAUCUUGGCCAAGGUCCGUGAACAGGCGCCGGAAGCUAUUGGCCAGCCUCUCUGCGCAGCAUGGAACUUCUUGCCGGCCGUGGGAGAAGCCCUGCAGGAGCUUUGGUCCCUGCUGGGCCGCAACAAGCUGCAGAAAGCUGAGGAGCACUUGGCACGAUUCCUGGCUGAGGUGACCCCUUCAAAUGCGGGACACUUCUUGCUGUCCUUCUUCACCGAGUUGGAGGCCUUGGGCUUCGACGAGAAGCUGCAGUUGUUGGCAACAUUCUUCGAGUCCCAACAUGAUCGCCUGCGAAAGAUCCUGCAAAGGUUGGAGGACCGGCUGCCAUUCCUACCUGGCCUGUUGGUGCAUCACGGCGUAACCUGUGACGGCUGUGGCGCGAAUCCUAUCCUUGGCCCUCGAUUCAAAUGCCAGACGUGUCCGGACUAUGACCUCUGCGGCGCAUGCUACGCAAGAAAGACGGAGCUCCAUCUCGGCAAGUGCGCCUCGCACGACUUCGAAUGCAAGAUGUCGGAGGCCACGCACCGUUUGCACAUGAAGCUCAUGGCGCACGCGUCCAAGGCGUGUGGUCCCUUGGCAUUGGUGUUGAGCAUGUUCGGACAAGGCCAGAAGGGCAAAGGAAAGGCGAAGGGCAAGGGCAAGUGCGCGGCUGCAGAGGUUGUCCCAGAAAAAAGCAGCUCCAACCCUGGCACACAGGCCUCCUGCGCCACACCAGGCUGCAACUACCAGCCGACCUGGCAUAGCGAGUACUGCUGCAAGGCUUGCAAAAAGGGCUGUGGUGCCCAUGGACCCCGCUGCGACAAGGUCAGCAAUGAGGAUUCCGACAGGGCCGCGGCCCUCAACGCCAAGCAGGAUGCAAAGGAUCACACAAGCAGCGAGGACUCCGAUAGCAAGACCGCGCCGGCGCAAGGUAAGCGCUGCGCCACGGAGGGUUGCCAGUAUGAAGCCACACGCGGCGACCACUGCUGUAAGGCAUGCGAGAAGGGCAAGCGUUGUGGCCAUGGCCAGCGCUGCCAACACGUGAUCUUCAAAGGUGAGCCUGUGGUUAUGUGCAAGUGGGAGGCUGCCAAGCCUUGUGUUGCAUUGCCCGACAGCAGUGAGGAUUCCGACAGCAAGGCCAUGGAUGCAAAAGCCAAGCGCUGUGCCACGGAGGGUUGCCUUUACGAGGCUACCAAGGGUGAGUAUUGCUGCGGGGCAUGCGCCAAGGGCAAGCGCUGCGGUCACGGCCGGCACUGCGAGCACACUCUGUUCAAAGGCAACGAGCCCGAGAUCAAGAAGGUGGCCUGCAAGCCAUGCGCUGCCUCCGGAUGCAAUUAUCAGGUGACUUGGCAUGAAACCCAUUGCUGCUAUGCUUGCGAAGCCCAUGGGCCGUCCGCUCAUGGUCCCCACUGUGAGAAGGUGGAGCAGUAG